Messenger RNA from Pezoporus occidentalis (night parrot), 2999 nucleotides. Its product is annotated as mucosa-associated lymphoid tissue lymphoma translocation protein 1-like. NCBI's taxonomy places the organism in Eukaryota, Metazoa, Chordata, Aves, Psittaciformes, Psittacidae. Gene Ontology annotation, molecular function: cysteine-type endopeptidase activity. Gene Ontology annotation, biological process: proteolysis. The record is from RefSeq and is a predicted model, not a curated record. Bases 161 to 2146 code for a protein of 661 amino acids. The transcript has 14 exons.
CGGAGCCCACCGUGCCCGACCGCUGCUGCGCCGGGUGAGCGGCCCUGCCGCCGGGCCCGAACCGCCCCCCGAGCUCUGGGCGCUGCCGUCCCGGCCGCCGCAGGUGCCGCCGCUGCCGCUUCCCCGGGAGAGGAGUCGCUGAGGAGCCGGCUGAGAAGCGAUGCAGGAAGCCAUUGUGAUCACCGAGCAGCCAGUAUCCGUCUCCGUCCCCUUGGGAUACUCCUUCACCCUGCGGUGCAGAGCCGAGGGACAGACAUUGCUGCAAUACCAAUGGUUUUGUCAGUACCAGUCUGUCUGCAGCCAGAUUCCUGGUGCUACCAAGCAAGACUUGCCCAUCACUGCACAACAGUCCCAACUCUACACCUGCAGAAUCAACGACCUCUACAAAAAUGCCGUCUUCUCUGACUGGGUGAAGGUGGAGGUCCAUCAUUGUGUUGCCAGAGGACUGCCCCCUCGGCUCUGGCAAGGAGAACCAGUCAUCGUCCUCAACCCCACUGAGCAGAGGGUGGACGUGGGUAAGCCGCUGCAGCUGCAGUGUGCUGCCAUGGGGGUCCCAGCCCCCAGCUACCAGUGGUACCAGAAUGGGAACCUUCUAGAGCACCAGAAGAAAAAAAAACUCUGGGUAAUGUUGUCUUGGGGUAGUUCAGACACUUUGGCUGCUGAGAUCUCCCAUGCAAAGGUCAGUGACUCCGGCACAUACCUCUGCUGUGCCUCCAAUAGCCACGGCGAGCACUGGACCAAUGCAGUGGAUAUUCACGUAGGUACAUGUCACUCUGAAAAGUUUUUUGCUACAGGCAAGAUAGCACUUUUAGUGGGCAACAACCACUACCAGCAUCAUCCCAACCUCAUGGCUCCCGUCAUGGAUGUGUUUGAGCUGAGUCUCCUUCUGGAGCAGCUGGGCUUCCAGGUUGUCUCCCUUCUGGAUCUGAACAAGGCUGAGAUGGAGGCAGCAGUCAGUCGGUUCCUGGAGCUCCUGGGAAAAGGAGUCUAUGCUAUAUUCUACUAUGCUGGGCAUGGGUAUGAACAUUUGGGGAGGAACUACAUGGUCCCAGUUGAUGCUCCACAGCCCUACGCCCCUGAGAACUGCAUCAGCGUGCAGAGGAUCCUCCAGAGGAUGCAGCAGCAGCAGACAGCCCUGAACCUCAUCCUGCUGGACACCUGCAGGAAAUGGUACAACUCCGAGUGUGCCCUUUCACAGGUACAGCCACUGGAGCCCUGGGGCAAUACUGUUUAUGGAUACGCCACGAGCGAAGAUGCAGAAGCCUAUGAGUUGCAGGAUGGGGAGUUCAGCUCUGGGAUCUUCAUGAAAUACCUGAAGAAACAUAUUCUGCAAGAGAAGAAGGUUACACACAUGCUGGAGGAUGUGCUAGAAGAUGUUGGCCAGGAUCCCUUGGUUACUGGGAAGCAGGUGAUGGAGAUCAAGCAUACUUUGAAGGAAGCCCGGUCCCUGACGGAUCCGAUCUGUCCCUUGAGAGCCCAGGCCGAGCGCUGGGGGCACAGCCAUGAGCUGCUGAGCAAACUGGUGACCUUCCCCUGCGGGGCACGGGUGCAGCUGCGCUUCCACCGACUCUUCUCCAACCUAAUCUAUGUGUGUGCCAAGUUGCAGCACUCCCCGGCCCACAUCGCAGAUACCCGCCUCCUGCUCUGCCGACCCACUGAGAUGGACAGUGUGGCCAUCCCGAAAGAGAGCCAGUGGGACCAAGUCAAGUCUCUGCUCUCCUCUGUGUACAAGCAGGAGGAGCUGGACUGUGUCUUCCAGCUCUGUGGACUACAGAAAAUUCAGACAGACGUGGUCCUGCAGUUGGAUUUGUGUUACACCCAGCUGAGCACAAAGCAGAGGAUUUGUGAAAGCCUGCAGACAACCCUCCAGAGAUGUCUGCUAGGGCAGUUUUUCAGCCAGAUGGAUUACUCCCAGCCAAACUACUGGAGAACUCCUGCCUGUGCAGGUGGUGUGUGCCUCCGGGACGCAGUGGCACUGAGCAUGGAUCUGAAGGGACAAGCAUCAAUGAGGACAGGCUUUGGCCACAGCUUGCCCAGCAGCAACCCCUCCAACUCCAGCAGUGAGCCAGAGGAGAAUGAUGAGAGUGACCUGAGUGACCUCUGCUCAGCAUUGCUGCGGGCUGGCCCAAGGCAGGACUGCCCCUGACCCCAUGGGCUGACGUGCCCAACCUUAGGAACUAUUUUUAAUAGAGAUAACAGUUAUUUGAGUGCUAAAUACAUCAGAGGGAGAAUUCCAGUCUUGGCAACCGCCCUGUCCAAAUGAGGCCAAGGCUGCUUUCUUGGAAAGGAUUCUUGCAUCUGCGUGCUGUGGCAUGUGAAGCCCACUGGAAAUAACUCCAUCCCAUGGGAGAGGUGGGGAUCAGCAAGGAGUUGUUGUCACAUUUAGCAGAGGACAGGGCCACCCCACCAUUGCCAGGAACAGCAUGUAGCUUAAAGGGCACUGCCUGAUGCAUUCUGUGAAUUGUGCAUUGCCUGAAAGCCAGCAUGACAGCAUUAAACAUUAUGAGGAACCCAUAAACACUACAAACCUGUGGAGAGUAGUGAUGCAGCCUCAAAACCCAACUACAGCUGCCGGCUCUCAUCGCACUCAUGCAGGGGUCACAAGGCUUGAGCAAGGGAAGCAGAUGGAAUUAUGUGAACAUAUAAGCUCUCCCUUGGGGUUGCAGUGUGGUUUUCUUUUCUUGCAAGUCCUGCUUGUGCCAAAGCAGGUUUUAAGUUAUGCAUUUAUGUAUUUCUCAAUAAUGUAUUUAUACUUGGGGCAAGACAAUUGCUUUCCAGGAAAAGGAAGGUCAGAUAUUCUGUCAAGUGUGUGUUAACGGAGGCUGGUUUUCCACCAGUAGCAGCCACUAGGCAGGUAUGUGUCCCUUCCUAGCAUGGUACACAGGGGCGUUAAAGGGUGUUAAGUCCUGUGCAGUCCUGAGUUCCUCUCAGAUGCAGAAUUUCCUCCAUGCGAGAGAUGUUAAAAACAGGGUGGAGGAAGAAGAACCUCAAAAAAGUUA